AUGUUAAGGCGGAUUUUCAGAACUAGUAUACAAGCGCCCCUUCGGGAUGUUGGGCUGAUUCCCGAACUUGCCCACCAUAGGAGAUAUGUACAUGCCAGUUGUAUUGCAAAAUACGAAGUUCCUGGUGGUGGGUCGUCAGAACAUCAGGUAUCACCACGAGCAAACCGGAAGGAGCUUCCAAAGAUGUCUUUGGCAGAGUUCCAAGCAUUGAGAGAUAAGUACCAUGGAGAAAAGAAGAGGUAUGAGAGGCAAACCACCAUUUAUUAUUCGUUAUCCAUGAUGAUGAUUUUCCUUGCAUUAUCGUAUGCGAGUGUCCCCUUGUAUCGUGCAAUUUGUCAACGUACUGGAUGGGGUGGUACACCAAUCACCGACAAGAGCAGGUUCACGAGGGACAAGCUAACUCCAGUAGCUACAGAGAGAAGACUGCGGGUAUCCUUUACGGCGGAGACAAGUGGUGCGUUACCAUGGAAGUUUGUACCGCAACAAAGAGAAGUUUAUGUUGUCCCCGGAGAGACUGCCUUGGCCUUCUACAAAGCCAAGAAUAUAAGUGACAAGGACAUUACUGGCAUGGCCACAUACUCAGUGACUCCCGAUCAUGUAGCGCCUUACUUCAACAAGAUCCAGUGUUUCUGCUUUGAGGAGCAGCGGUUGGCCAAGGGUGAGGAGGUUGAUAUGCCCUUGUUUUUCUUUAUCGAUCCAGAGUUUUCCAGAGAUCCGGCAAUGAGAAACAUCGAAGAUGUUGUGUUGCACUAUACAUUCUUCAAGGCAAAACACGACGAACAACACGACCAGUUGUUUAGUGAAGCUGCCAAGAGGAAUGAGAACCAAACGAAAUGA
Molecule: messenger RNA, 837 nt
Organism: Pichia kudriavzevii
Lineage: Eukaryota; Fungi; Ascomycota; Pichiomycetes; Pichiales; Pichiaceae
Exons: 1
Coding region: 1-837 (278 amino acids)
Cellular component (GO): mitochondrial inner membrane
Molecular function (GO): copper ion binding
Source: RefSeq, a predicted model, not a curated record